AUGAAGAUCCUUACCAAGGAAGAAGUCGAAGAACACAAGAACCACGUGCUCAAGGAAAACCUCAAGGGGCUCGCCGUCGGCGCCGGUGUCGGCGGGUUGAUGAUUGCCGGUAUCCGCAAGAAGUGGCCCGCGCAAUGGAAGUCGCUCAACACCUCGUUCAAGGCGGCGAUCUUCGCCAUGCCCUGUAUCACCAUCGCUGCGUUCUACGCCGAUGACGGGUCGCUUGAAUUCGACAAGGAGAAGUACCAGGGUGACUACCUUAAGAAGGUCAAGGAAGCCAAGGAAGAGCGCUACAACGGGUUGACGUCGACGGAAAAGCUCAUCCACCAGGUGAACGAGUACAAGUACCCGUUGAUCAUUGGUGCGUGGGGGGCGUCGUUGUUUGGCUGCUGGAAGCUCGUCGACCGCGACAGAUACAUGCUGAAGGCGCAGAAGAUUGUCCAGGCGAGAGUGUACGCCCAGGCGAUCUCGGUGGUGUUGUUGUUGGGGACGAUUUUGUUGCUGUACCGCGACAACGAGAUCAAGAAGAAGCAGCCGGCGCCCAUCCCCGAGUGGAAGCAGAUCUUGCAAGAGCAGGAGGAAAAGAAGAAGCAAGCUGCAGCCGCCGCUGCUGCUCUGCAACAACAGCCCACUCAGCCUUAA
Molecule: messenger RNA, 642 nt
Organism: Diutina rugosa
Lineage: Eukaryota; Fungi; Ascomycota; Pichiomycetes; Serinales; Debaryomycetaceae
Product: HIG1 domain-containing protein
Exons: 1
Coding region: 1-642 (213 amino acids)
Biological process (GO): mitochondrial respiratory chain complex IV assembly
Cellular component (GO): mitochondrial inner membrane
Source: RefSeq, a predicted model, not a curated record